This is a messenger RNA of Neurospora tetrasperma FGSC 2508, 878 nucleotides long. RefSeq lists its product as uncharacterized. Bases 101 to 793 code for a protein of 230 amino acids. Gene Ontology annotation, biological process: translational elongation. The transcript has 2 exons. Gene Ontology annotation, cellular component: nucleus; cytoplasm. NCBI's taxonomy places the organism in Eukaryota, Fungi, Ascomycota, Sordariomycetes, Sordariales, Sordariaceae. The record is from RefSeq and is a predicted model, not a curated record.
AUCCAUACUCAUCACACCAUCCAUAACUCGGAUUGCAACAUCUCUACUCGACUCUUAGACCAAUAAACUUAUACCCAAACAACCACAAACAAACAUCAAAAUGGCUCCCUUCGCCACCAUCUACACUUACCCCAACAACGUCCGCGUCCAGCGUGCCCAAGCCGUCGCCAAGCUCAACGGCCUCGAGAUCGUUGAAGACAGCGACUUCCAGCUCGCCAACCCUUCGGACCCCAAGUGGGCCGCCAUCCUCGCCAAGUUCCCCUACGGCAAGGUCCCCGCCCUCUCCACCACCGACGGCUCCCUCAACCUGACCGAGGGCCAGGCCAUCGUGCGCUUCCUCGCCGACUCGGGCCCCAAGUCCGAGCAGCUCCUCGGCCGCACCGCUGUUGACCGUGCCCUGAUCGAGCAGUGGGCCUGCUUCGCCGAGCAGGAGCUCUUGACCAACCUGUACCCUUGCAUGUUGAUGGUGCACAGGCCCGACUUGGUCCCGUACACCCCCGAGGGCUAUGAUGCUUCUGCCAAGAAGUUUGAGCGCGCUGUCAAGCAUGUCGAGAACACCCUGGCCAAGGGUAACGGCAAGUUCCUUGUUGGCGAGGAGGUGACGGUUGCGGAUGUCAUGGUUGCUGGCGCCUUGAUCUUGGCGAGCAAGUUGUUGUUGGAUGCUGAGAUGAAGAAGAGCGCCGCGCCUAGCGUUGAGGGAUACCUCAAGGGUCUGUUGGAGAUUCCCGAGCUCAAGGAGUCGUUUGGCGAGCUGGUUACCGUCCAGGAGCGCCUCCGUGGCAAGACUGAGUAAAAAGUUGAUGACAUUUUGAUGGCAAGGGCAUGAUACCAUAGUUGGAACACUAAAAAAAGUUAAUGAUAAUGGGUUUUAUCGAGUG